CGUGUCGGAGCGGGGGGGCCGCCCGGCCCUGCCCGCCUAAGGCCCCGGAGAGGGGCACUUGCGGCACUCGAGAGGGGCGGCGGGGCCGUGGGCCGGGGCCCGCAGGAUGUACACGCUGACGCGAGGCCCCAGCAAGCUCGCCACGCAGCGCCGCACAGGUCCCACGCAGCAGGCGGUGGAGAGCAGCAAGCUGGGCGAGCUGCGGGGGCGACCCCAGCCCGGGCAGUGGCCCCCCGCCAGCCCAGCACAGAAACUCGUCUUCAACAGAGUGAAUGGCAAGAGGCCCCCACUGCUGCUGCAGCAGAUCUCAGCCCCUGAAGAAUGUUACACCCUGGCCCACGAGGAGAAUGUCCGCUUUGUCUAUGAAGCCUGGCAGCAGGUAGAGCAGCAGCUGGACGGCAGCCGGAGCGGGGAGAGCGCCUGCGGCCCCGUGCAGUACGUGGAGAAAACCCCCAACCCCGGACUCCAAGACUUCGUUCCAAUCGACCUGGAGGAGUGGUGGGCACAGCAAUUUCUGGCCAAAAUCGAGAACGGCUCAUAAAAGG
Messenger RNA from Passer domesticus (house sparrow), 545 nucleotides. RefSeq names its product MAPK regulated corepressor interacting protein 2 (gene MCRIP2). NCBI's taxonomy places the organism in Eukaryota, Metazoa, Chordata, Aves, Passeriformes, Passeridae. The transcript is spliced from 5 exons. The coding region runs from base 107 to 541 and encodes 144 amino acids. The record is from RefSeq and is a predicted model, not a curated record.